Messenger RNA from Caenorhabditis auriculariae, 609 nucleotides. The record is from the annotation of a GenBank genome assembly. NCBI's taxonomy places the organism in Eukaryota, Metazoa, Nematoda, Chromadorea, Rhabditida, Rhabditidae.
AUGACGAUGUUAUAUAUAACUGACCCGCAGAGCAGUUUUGCUGCAAAAUGCCUUUUGCGCGAGAGCAGGCUUGUGCGUCAGGCAGGCUUGUGCGAGGGCCGGCCCGUCACCCUCCCGGCCCCCCGACCAUUUUGUAAGCCCGGCCCGGCCCGGCCUUAGCGGGCCUCAAGAAAAAUGGCCCGCCCGGCCCGAAUCGCGCAAUUUUUUUCUAGUCGGAUAUCAAGUUUUUUUACGACAAAAAAAUUACGUUUUUUUGCUCAUUUUUUUCUCUUAAAGUUUAACAAAAAAACUAUGAUUUGAGAAGUAAAAGUCACAUUUCGGUGAAAAAUUUUUUUAAAUGAAAUUUUAAAUUUUUUUGAAGCCCGGCCCUGGCCCGCCCGAGCCCACACGGGCUUUUUCCUGAAAAUAAGGCCCAAAGCCCGGGCCGGGCCGCCCGGCCUGUCGCACAAGCCUGGCUUCAGAUGUCUGUUAAAAAAAAAGCAAAAAAUUCAACAUGAAGAAAUUUUGAGCUUUUUGGGCCGUGCCGGCGGCUUUUCGAAGGCCUGGCCGGGCUUGCCCGGGGCCGAUAAGCUGACGGGUCGGCCCUCGCACAAGCCUGGCGGGAAUUAA